AGCAAAAUAGUGGAUAGAGUAUAAAAGGUGGGUGCUUCAUAGGACUCUUCACCACACCUUGGCUCAUCUUAGCUCUCUCAUCAAUCACCGUCUGAGGUAAGUUGAAGACAACGAGGAGGUUUCCUUGUCUGAUUUUGUAGGUUUCAGCCUUUGUGUUAGAGAUAGGAUGCUACUUGUUUUUCAGGGUAUCUGCUGAUGCUACAGGAACACCUGCAUGGUCUCCCCUGCAACAAUAAAAACCAGGGGAGAGAUCUCAUCCGAGAGGUGGCCAAUGUGGUGCUUUCUUGAUGUUGUUGGACUCUCAGUGCCCAUCACCUUGACCACCGGCCAGGCUGGCUGGGGUUGAUGGGAGACGGAGUUCAGCAACAUCUGGAGGACCUCGGCCUUUAAAUUUCUGUAAGUGCCUUUAAUAUGUGAUCCUUGAUUGGUGGGGCAUGUGUCUAGGACAUGGACGGGGAGCCAGAUGUUGCUGGUCUACAGCUCCCUUCAUCCCUAAUUAUUGACCAUGCUACCUGGAGGUGAGGGAGUCUUAACAGCACCUGGAGGGCCACGAUGUUGGCGCUCCCUGCUCUAAGACAGUGUAUCCUAAGCUUGUGCUCUCCAGUUGUUUUGCACUGUAGCUCACAUCAGCCCCAACAUUGUGGCCGAUAGCCAGGGCUGAUGGGAAUUGUAGAUCCAGACAUCUGGAGGACACUCAGUUGGGCAAGAAUGUCUAGGAUCAGAGGUGGAUUAGAAUAUUAAGUGGCUUAGAAAAAGUGGCUUAAAUAAUAACUAAACAAGGGGGUAGGAAUUUGGGAUCUUAACAUACAAUGUGUCUUACUGUAGAGGGGAAAGACUCUCGCCAGGUGACCUGCCUAUCUCCUCAAAUGACCUGUCCAGGUCCUAAGUCUGGACGAACCACUUGAAGGCACUCACUAUUUAGAAUCUGUUAAGAUAAUUAAAGGAUAGAAAGCAGAGGAAGACGGAAAGGAAUUGCUGAAACAAUUAACAGAAGUGGAAUACAAAAAGGGAGGUGUGAGGAAGUCAUUGAAAUAAGUGAAUGAAAGAUAAGAUAUUGAAAAUGUUUGAUGUGUUUUAAACUGUUUUUGUUUUGUUUUGUUAGUUUAAUGUGUUAGUGUUAUGUAGUGUUUUUGUAUUGUAUUGUAUUGUUCAUUUUUUUUGGUAGUGUUUAAAUUGUUGGAAAAGUAAUAAAUAUUUUCAAAAAAAAAAAGGGAAAAAAAGAAGGCACUCACUUGUGUGUGUUUUUAAACCAAAUAUUUAAACGAGACAUGAACUGUUUCUUUCGUCUAAAAUGAGAAUCUAUCUAUAUCUAUCUAUCUAUAUCUAUCUAUAUCUAUAUCUAUCAUCUAUCUAUCUAUCUAUCUAUCUAUCUAUCUAUCUAUCUAUCUAUCCAGGAUUGCCUUUGACAAAGGCAUUCUGUUAGGUGGUGAACCUGUGGCUCUCUAGAUGUUGCUCUAAAUUAGUUGCAUAUAACCCACUGGCCUCAUUCCACUAUUGCUGCAAAAAAAAUGCCCCCGGCAUCAAUAUUUCACCAUAAUCUAGGUUACUUCCAGGAAACUCCAUGCCCUUCCCAUAUACUCAAAAACAGGUUCCAUAUUAUUUUUAUGAGGCUCUAAGUAAAGAAUACAAAGUAUUUCUUCAUAUUAUGUGCAAACUUGGUGUCGAAUGGUCACAAGUUUGUUGUGGGGGGGAGGGAAGGCCCCCCAGGUGUGUUGCUGAAGGAAGAACUUCAUCAUAUAUCUUGAGCAAGAGGUGACUGGUUUGAGGGAUCAAAGAUUUCACAACUAGGGGUGGUAGCAAAUUACUUGAUAGAGUAUAAAAGGUGGGUUCUUCAUAGGACUGUUCACCACACCUUGGCUCAUCUUAGCUCUCUCGUUAUUCCCAUUAAUCACCGUCUGAGGUAAGUUGAAGACAACGGGGAGGUUUCCUUGUCUGAUUUUGUAGGUUUCAGCCUUUGUGUUGGAGAUAGGAUGCUACUUGUUUUUCAGGGUAUUUGCUGAUGCUACAGGAACACCUGCAUGGUCUCCCAUUCAUCAUCUUUAUUUCACCUGGGUCAGAGACUCAGUUUGGCGUGCGCGCACAGACACAGAGACUGGAAGCCUCAGUGGCACCCCUCUGGAGGCUUCAUCCAGGGCAAAAAACCUGGCUAGCUCCCUUUAGCUACAGCUCUGCCCCUGACCAUCAACCAUGGUGGCUUGGGCUGAUACAAGUUGGAGUCCCAAGUCACAGGUCCAUCUAGCCGAGUACUUUCUGCACCAGACUAGAGAGCCCAUCUAUCUGGGAUUGUCUCUAAUGAAGUUGUUCAAUUAGUGCAAGGAUUUCCACUAGUGUAAUGGAGCUCCUCUCCUCUACUUGUCACCCCCAUCAAACCUGUUGUGGAUGUUCUACCAGCCCUACAGAGGAGGUCCGAGGAGAGCACAGGAAGAGCACAGGGAGAUUAAGUUCCAUCAUUCAAGUGGAAAUCCUUGCACUAACUGAAAAACUUUUUUGGAUCUGGAGCAAUAUAUUUCAGACUAGACUUAGCAGUGCCUAUGGUUUUACAUUCUCUUGAAUCUUGUUGCACCAGUGCAUCAUGAAAACUCCUUAAUUUCUCAAGGCUGUCUCUCCACUCUGCAUCCAACUGUAUUAGUCAAUUUUUCCUUCCUUCCUUCCUUCCUUCCUUGUCUCCAGACUUUGUUUAUCCAGUCUUCAGUGGUUGGAGUCAUUCUAUUUUCCCAGUCAUGGCAGAUAGUUAUUAAAUAUUAAAUUGAUAUUAAAGGAGACAUUUAAUGGACUUUUUUGCAUUUAUUCUUAUGCUCUUCUUAUGUCUAUUUAGGUUACCAACAGAAAACCUUCAAAAUGUCCAAGUCCAAGACUCAGAUGCAAGUUCUGGCCGAUGGGCUGAUUGACCUCUUCCAUAAGUAUUCUGGGAAAUCUGACACCAUCGACAAGAAGGAGUUCAAGAAGAUGAUCAACGAGCAGUUUCCUGACUGCGUUGAGGUGAGGUGGAGAUAAGAUGGGCGUGGGCAAUUGUUGGGCACUUGAAGUCAGAGGUGACACAUUGGCAUCAAUGUGCAGCAUGCCUCUGGGAAUGUUAAGAUAGUGAUCAGCACCUCAGCAAGGCAGCACUUGGAAGUGAGCUAGGCUACCCUGUUAGCGAAGUAUAUUUAGGGAUGGAUGGAUACGUCCAUUUCAGUGGGUAUCAUUUUUUCGUUUUCUGUUAAAUCCAGUUCUCCACAUUUUGAACAUGUAUUAAAAAAAUUAAAUCCUCUUUUGGCAAAGCAAUUUCCCCUUAUAAUGAUUUUUUUUGGUAUGCUAUUUUUACUAAUCUAUUUUAAACACACUUUGCCAUAGUAAAAAAAAAGAGUGAGUAGUAGUAGUAGUAGUAGUAGUAAUAAUAAUAAUAAUAAUAAUAAUAAUAAUUUUUAUUUAUACCCCGCCCUCCCCAGCCAAGGCCGGGCUCAGGGCGGCUAACAAGCAAUAAUAAAAACAAAUUGAAUGAACACAAUGUAUAUAGUACAUGCAUUUCUUAACACUUAGCUGGAUAAGUACAUUCCAGAAUCUGAAGAAAGGUGAAUUUGGCAGGGUGAGAUUCAAAUGUGAACUGGAUUGGAUUUCUCCCCUGUAGAUAGAUAUAGAUAUAUAGAUAUACAUCUCAGGAGAUUUGGGGGCUCAGGCUUCUCAGACAUUCCUGAGAGCCAGUGUGGUGUAGUGGUUAAGAGCAGUAGCCUUGUAAUCUGGGGAACCAGGUUCGCGUCUCCGCUCCUCCACGUGCAGCUGCUGAGUGACCUUGGGCCAGUCACACUUCUCUGCAGUCUCUCAGCCCCACUCACCUCACAGAGUGUUUGUUGUGGGGGAGGAAGGGAAAUGAGACUGUUAGCCGCCUUGAGACUCCUUAAAGGGAGUGAAAGGCGGGAUAUCAAAUCCAAACUCCUCUUCUUCUUCUUCAUUCUCAGAUAAAGUCUCUGAGAAAAGCAAUGCUCCAUGAGACCUAAAGCCCAAUUAGUCUAGCAUCUGGCUCUCACAGGGCCCAACCAGAUGUCUCUGGGAAGCUUACAAGAAGAAGCUGAGCACUAAAAGAGGAAUAUACCCCCCUUUAAAUGACCUGAUUAUUAAAAGAGAAAGUUUUCUUUUCCUUUUAAAAUAUUCUGCAUUUUGAACUCCUUUAUGUUGCUGUUCAUUUGGGUCUGCGUUCAGCUUCUGCUGAUGUUACUUUGCAUUAAUACCAUUCUGUUAAACUGGUAGUGGGGAAAUUUUCAGUCCUCCGGUUGUGGCUGAACUACAACUCCCAUCAGCCCCGGCAAGUAUGGCCAAUGACCAGGGGUGAGGAUGGGACGUGUAGUCUUGAUGAUGUCAAGAGGUUCUCCCCAUCUAUGGCAAACCUUUGUUUCGCGAUGGUCUGAUGUCUUAGAUGCAUAUCAACAAAUUUCAACCUGAAACCUUUUGUUCCUCCAUUCCUUCUCCUCCCUACAGUACCCACAAAAUCAGCAAGGGAAAGACAAGCUCUUCAAAGACCUGGAUACAAACAAAGAUAACGAAUUGAGUUUUGAAGAAUGGACCCGUCUGGUUGGGUCAUUCCUCUCUUGCUCCCACGUUAAGUUCCACCAGCAUGAGGGACAUCACCACCACCACUGAGAAGAGACCCAGCAGGUCCUCCAGGGGACUGUGGUCAGGGGCAUGUUGGAUACCAACCUUCCAAACAAACAAAGACCCCCUGCCCAUAUCCCCUGGCUUGAAAUGUAAUGUUUUGGCAAUAAAAUAAGAAAUAAUCAUUUAACUUGGAAA
Messenger RNA from Podarcis lilfordi (Lilford's wall lizard), 4764 nucleotides. NCBI's taxonomy places the organism in Eukaryota, Metazoa, Chordata, Lepidosauria, Squamata, Lacertidae. The record is from the annotation of a GenBank genome assembly.